AUGUAUUUCGAACAGCCUUACAGUGCAUCCCAAUCACUCCCACCGCCGCCUCCAGCUCCCUAUAGGCCGACAUCUGGACCGAGACUACGACAAAGAUCAUUUCGUAGCCUGUUGUUUUGUGUUGGUGGAAUCUGUGCUUUAAUUAUACUGGCUGUAUUGAUUACAUUGCUUGUUCUUUAUUUUAUUCGUUAUCGACAUACAGUUUCAACACUCUUAUCAUAUCCAGAUUUUGUUUGCGGCCCACGACCAUGUGGCUGUCCAAAUUUUCGUCAACAAAAAUCAUCAAUCGGCAAAAUAGUCGGUGGAAAAGAUACUCUUCCAUUUACGUAUCCAUGGUUAGUUGCACUAGUUGAACAAUAUUCAACAGAUCCAUUCUGUACGGGAUUUAUCAUAUCUUCUAAUGCAAUUUUAACUGCAGCACACUGUCUCAAUGGACGUACCCCUAAUCAAAUUCAACUGUUAGCUAAAGCUCAUGACCUUCGUCAAUUUCGUGGUGAACGAUACAAUGUUGAUCGAUGGUUCAAUCAUCCCGAAUAUCAACACAAUAACAGUAUGUUCGUCAAUGAUAUAGCCAUACUUAAAAUUACAACUGUAUUUGCUCCGGAUUUGCAACCUUGUUGUCUGCCAACGAUACAAUCAUCCAUCUAUCCUCGUGCGCAAACCACAGCAGUUGUCAGUGGUUGGGGCAAAUUGACAUCCAAGCCAAGUACUCGGAAUUCGCCAAUUCUUCAACAUGUCGUCAUGCCUAUCGUUGAUGAGCGAAACGGCAAAUGUCAAGAAUCGAUUAUCGAUUCCACUCGGCAAAUGUGUGCAGGCUACAAUCAUCUACCAAUCGAUACAUGCUCAGGUGAUAGUGGUAGUCCUUUACUAGUUGUAGAAUAUAAUAAUCAAAACCAAGGCCAUUUUGUUGCAACAGGCAUCGUUAGUUACGGUAAUAGUCAAUGUGACGCAUCUAUUUCUUCGGGAAUCUACACACGUGUUGGUUUCUAUUUGCCCUGGAUUCAAAGUGUUCUACCCUACUUAUAG
This is a messenger RNA of Adineta ricciae, 1026 nucleotides long. The record is from the annotation of a GenBank genome assembly. NCBI's taxonomy places the organism in Eukaryota, Metazoa, Rotifera, Eurotatoria, Adinetida, Adinetidae.